Molecule: messenger RNA, 291 nt
Organism: Mesorhabditis belari
Lineage: Eukaryota; Metazoa; Nematoda; Chromadorea; Rhabditida; Rhabditidae
Source: the annotation of a GenBank genome assembly
AUGGCCAAAACUUUUGAAAUUAGUGUAAUCUUUGAGAUUUUGCGCUCAAACGACGCUUCAAAAGUCGCGCUGAUUCGCUUCGGAUCGGGUCGUUUCGGUGUGCUUUCACCGUUCAACGAGUCACAUUCGGGUCUCCUCCUUUCCCUACUCCCACCACAGCACCUCCUGCCGCCAUAUGUGCCCGAUUUGGAAAAACUGACAACCGUCCCGUGUUUCAACGAUCAAUGCGACGAUUUAGUGAUCAAAGAGGAGGCUGGAGAGCCGGCAAGCUAUGCGGUGAAUGGUGAGUGU